This is a messenger RNA of Staurois parvus, 938 nucleotides long. NCBI's taxonomy places the organism in Eukaryota, Metazoa, Chordata, Amphibia, Anura, Ranidae. The record is from the annotation of a GenBank genome assembly.
AUGUAUGCAAUGUCUCCUAAACCCUCUCAAGCUGGUGGUGACGGGAGAUGACUUUGGUUACUGCCCUCGCAGAGAUGUUGGCAUCGUAGAGUGUUUCCGGGCUGGUGCCAUCUCCAAUGUGUCUUUGUUGGUAAAUGGAAACUCAGCAGCUAGUGCAGCUAACCUAGCAAACAGAUAUAGUAUACCAAUUGGUCUGCAUGCAAAUCUCUCAGAAGGAAUCCCAGUAUGUGGAGAACUUCACCACAACUCCACCCUUAUCGGUGCACAGGGGGUCUUUCAUGGUAAAAUGGGUAUCCGAAAAGCACUAGUGCAAGGUCUUCUCAACAUGGCAGAGGUUCGCCAGGAGCUGUGCGCUCAAGUCAAACUGUUUCGGGAGUUGACAGGACAGAAUCCUCAGCAUAUGGAUGGACAUCAGCAUGUUCACGUGUUACCAAGAAUCAGAGACGUGUUUGCACAAGUGCUGCAUGAACAUGGAAUCCCCUAUACUCGUGUUCCUGUGGAAGUAGGUCUCAAUAAGUGUGACUGGAUUCAGGGUGAACUAAUGGAGUUUUACAGAGGGGUGGAGAAUGAUGCCUUAAACACAGUUGAAGUUUUCAAAAACCAUGGCAUCCGGUGGCCAGACAUUUAUAUUGGUCUUAGCACAAUGGGAAAGAAUAUGACAAUAAGUAACAUCCAGCAAGCCCUGGACUAUAGUAUUCAGUCUCUUCAUAGCUGUCAAUCCCCCACACAGCUCACACUCUCGUACCAGUAUCAGCAUUGAACUUAUGACUCAUCCUGGAUACCCCAGUGUCCCCCCAGUAGGAGGCUGUGGAGAAGGUCCAGAUGACUUUUCUCAGUCAUGGGAGCGUCUGCAUGAAAUGGAAGUCUUGAAAAAUCCCCUACUACACAAUUAUUACAGUGAGAUGGGGAUACAGUUGUGUUCAUUUAAAGACCUUUAA